Molecule: messenger RNA, 5623 nt
Organism: Triplophysa rosa
Lineage: Eukaryota; Metazoa; Chordata; Actinopteri; Cypriniformes; Nemacheilidae
Gene: cdk6
Product: cyclin dependent kinase 6
Exons: 8
Coding region: 625-1599 (324 amino acids)
Biological process (GO): signal transduction; regulation of cell population proliferation; regulation of G2/M transition of mitotic cell cycle
Cellular component (GO): cyclin-dependent protein kinase holoenzyme complex; nucleus; cytoplasm
Molecular function (GO): ATP binding; cyclin-dependent protein serine/threonine kinase activity; cyclin binding
Source: RefSeq, a predicted model, not a curated record
CCCGUUCUGACACCGAGACAAAAACAAGAAAGCGGUAUGAAUGGUAAAGGAGCGAGCAGGCAGGGAGAAAGCAAGAGGAGGCGGUGAGGCUUUGUAGUCGGCGAGGAAUGCGGAAACGCUCCUGCUCUGUGUCAAACUGCUCUGAAGGGGGUCAAGGCACAUUCAGCCAGCGUGGGAAAGCGAGGAGGAGACCAAGCACACACACGAGCGCCGCAUAAACUUGCAUAGAUGGGAAAAGCAUAAGAGGGAAGGGCGGUUAUUUGCGGAUCGAUGAGAGAGAGAGAGCGAGCGAGCGAGAGAGAGAGAGAGAGAGACGAUCCCUUGCUUUCGCUUGGUUUGCCAGUUUAGUUGCAGUGGUGCGGUACUGCUGGAGAUGGGGGUUAACGCGUGCACCAUCCCUCUACCUGUGUGGCCAGUCGCGAGGACGCUGAUGUGAUGUGCGUGAAGACGCUGGGAAAGUGAGCGCUGUUUUACACAACUUUAUGAAUGACGCGACUCUCCAGGCGGAAUAUCAUCAAACGGGCAGUGCACGUGCCAGCGCCGCUCUCCCGAUAAUGCCUUUGUGAACUAUCCUUGCGCUCGUCACAUUUCGGCAUUCCCCGCAGUACCUCGCCGUGAGAAAACAUGGACAAAGAGAGCCUGACCCAACAGUACGAGCCGGUGGCUGAGAUCGGCGAAGGUGCGUACGGAAAGGUCUACAAAGCACGGGAUCUGAAGAACGGGGGCCGAUUCGUUGCCCUGAAAAGAGUCCGGGUCCAGACGGAGGAAGAGGGAAUGCCCCUGUCCACUAUCCGCGAGGUGGCGGUACUGAGACAACUGGAGUCGUUUGAACAUCCAAAUGUGGUCAGGUUGUUUGAUGUAUGCACAGUUUCCAGGACUGAUCGGGAAACCAAACUAACUUUGGUCUUUGAACAUGUGGACCAAGAUUUAACUACAUAUUUGGAGAAAGCACCUGAUCCUGGAGUGCCUCCCGAAACUAUAAAGGAUAUGAUGUACCAGCUGCUGCAGGGUCUGGAUUUUCUCCACUCCCACCGCGUGGUUCACCGAGAUCUUAAACCUCAGAACAUUCUAGUCACCAGUGGAGGACAGAUCAAGCUGGCUGAUUUUGGUCUGGCACGCAUCUACAGCUUUCAGAUGGCUCUUACUUCUGUGGUUGUCACAUUGUGGUAUCGUGCUCCAGAGGUGCUGCUUCAGUCCAGCUACGCUACCCCCGUAGAUCUGUGGAGUGUCGGCUGUAUCUUCGCAGAGAUGUUCCGACGACGCCCUCUUUUCCGUGGGAAUUCGGAUGUUGACCAGUUAGGCAAAAUUUUUGAUGUGGUGGGGGUCCCUUCUCCAGAAGACUGGCCUCAGGAGGUGGGCCUGCCCCAGAGUGCCUUUUCCCCUCGCCCUCCCCAACCCAUAGAGGACCUGGUGCCAGACAUGGAUGAGCUGGGCAAAUCACUUUUACUUCGUUUUCUGUCAUUUAACCCCUCCAGACGGAUAUCAGCGUAUGAUGCACUGUCUCACCUGUACUUCCAAAGUCUGGACAGCACCAGCAAGAGUCUGUAUGCCCAACCCUUCCCCAGCAAAAAGCCCUCCCUGGAGGAGAGAGCUGCUUAAAAGACUCGAGGCUUCCACUUUAGACUCCGUGUUAAAGACAUAGACCCCCAUCCAGCCCCAUUUGAACCAGUCUUCCAUUGCAUAACAUCACAUGCUGCUUUUAGGACUCACAACAACUGUUGUUCGAUCGUAUUUUUCUACGCUCUCACUACUGCCAGCUAAUACAUAGCAACAAACAAACAAACGUGCUGCCUGGAAUACCGUUUGAAAUAUCAAAAGCUGCUCUCUUCCACUUUAAAGGAAAAUGGUCUGCUCCGAGGAAAAUACGCAUCACAACACUGCCAGGGAUCGUCCGUCUGUUCCCGAGACCGCAAUUUAUACCGCUCUGAACCAAGUCUUAGCUGCAUAUCACUGCCUGGAACACGUGGGAUCGUUUCAAUCUCGCAAACAAGAACUACUGCAAAUUAGGGGCCCGUUGAACGGCGCCUCUUAUUUUACACAUUAAAAUGAUCGUUUUUUACGUUCAUGCUUAUGAAAGCCUUCAUGGUGUUAGGAUUUGUUUUAUUUUCUGGUGUUUAGCAGGAGCGUGAGGACACGCCAACUUGCAAGAUGCAAAGCCGUUUUGAUGACUGCAAAACACGCAGAAUCCAUUAGUGUUCGAUUGAAAAUGGCAUUUCACGGCCUCACGAGUCUUCCGAGCAUCCUGCUGUGUUCACCAUCGAGUGGACGACAGAACGGCGCAACCAAACGUUUUGACUUCAAGCACUAUUUAACUACACAUUUCCUUGACAUAAUAAUGUGUUUCCACACGUAUUUCUUUCCAUUAUUUCUACAUUCUGUUCCUCUAUUUUAUUAUGUCAGUGUUGAUUGUUGACAUCUUCUUUUUGGCACGUCUUAAUUUUAGUGAACUUGAACGUGUAGGUUGUUGUAGAGCGCUAAGUAUUGUUGAUUUAUACCAAACAGUCUGCACCCUGUUGUCAGGGACUUGCGUAGUGGAAGGUUGACCCGUGCCGGGGUUGCAUGUUGACUUUAGUGUUGGAUUUAGAACAGAAAUAAGCCACGGUGGAAAAACAUGUAUGAAAGUGUAGAGCAACGUUAGGAAAUGUCUAGUAAAAGUAGUCAUAGUAUUGGUAAGUUAUGUUAAAGGUCAGGUUGCGAGAGUUGUCGGAGAGUUGUAGUUGGAGAGUUGUUGGAGAAUGUGUAUUAUCCCAUUACCGGUCACUCGAGGUUCUUUACUUGUGUUACAUCCUUCCAUUUUCAAUUCCACCGAAUUGUUGAUUGAUGGUCGCAAAAUUGGCCGCAAGCUGUAACGUUUGAUAGAUAGGCAGCUUUCAUGCUUUUAUAUUUAGCGUGUGGCAGGAGAGUUGUAUUAAGAAGGUGGAGGGAAGGAAGGAAGCUGCUUCAGAUUUUAGAUUUAGAAAUCUGUUCCAUGUGAAGAUGUUGGAAGAGAUUUAAGGAGCUGUACGCAGGCACUGUAUUGCAUUUCUACAAUGAAAGGUUCACACAGUUAAGCACUGAUGCUUGAUUCAUACUCUCAGGAUCAGUAUACUCAUUCUCUCACAUUCCAUACUCAGGUCUAUUUAUGACUUUAGUUUUAGAUUCAACCAUGGUUCAGGUUUUAGCGUAAACAUUUUACAGUAAAACGCAACUGAUGGUCUCAGCUAUCCGUUGUCCGUGAUUUCAUACUAUAGCGAUACAACUAUAGCACGGUAACUGUUGGGUUAUUUAUGUCAUCAUCAUUCACUCACAUUUCCUUCAAUUCACGUACACUGUUCUGGAAACAUGUUGGAACAGAUAAUGGAACACACAGGUGGUCAUUUCACCAUUUAUUUUUUUAUUUAUAUAAUAUUAUUCUUAAUAUUAUAUUUUAUGUAUUAGAUCACUGUUGUGCAGCAACUUUUGUACUGUUGAUGUUUUCACAAAUAUUCUCUGAUGGUUCAUAGGCCCAAUAAAAUCUGCGUGUAUGUAUCUAAUGCACAGAAAUAGUUUGUCAUUGGUGUAAAACACCAUCCAGCUCCACUGAACUGAUAUUUUGUUGGCGCAGCCUUACCCUCCUCCAAAAUGUCGGCGUUUGUAUUUUUUUAAGAGGGCAUUAGAUAUCACACCCAUGUAUACCCUGUAUGCCUUUUUGUUUGUGGGUCUUGUAUAGAACUAAUCUGUUUUUAAGUUUGGUUAGUCAAGAAAGUAAUUCAUAGUGUUUUAUGAUUAUACAUGUGUUAAAUGUUUGGCUUUCGAAUGUAUGACUGUUCUUGUUAGUGAUGGAAUUUGAAAUUUGGCGUGAUCAUGCUGAAAAAUAGCACCUUUGAUAUUUACCCAUCUCAGUGCUUUUCCCCCCAAAUGAUGCUUUUUAGUAAACCUGUUGUGGCUUUAUCACAUUUAUGAUUAACUUUGAAUUAAAGGUAAAUGCGUUGAAAUGAUUUUAGUUAGGGUUUUUUUAUCAUUUGUUUAUGUAAUCGGAUAUCAUUUUAAGCAAACUACUUUUGGAAAUUGUGGACAUUGGUACAUGAUGUUUUGCUCCCUACUUACUUCCUCUACAAUUUUUAAUUUGUUCUUAUUUAUUGACAUUUUGUUUUUGGAUAGUGAUGCUUUAAAAGGCAUUCAGUCAUUUGUCAUUGAAAUGAACUGUAAUUGAACCGUGGUCAGCUAAUGGUGCUAAAGCCACAUAUAUCACUGAAGACUUGAACAAAUUGAAACAAAAUUGUUCCCAGGAGAACGGUAACAAUAAAUGUCUUUACAAAUAUUUUCGAUAUUUUAUUUUUAUUGUUUUUUUAUUGUUUUUUCAAUAUAACAUAAUUUAUAAUAACCCAGACAGACAGUACUCUGAAUUUAAAAUCAUGAAGCUGGAACAUUUUAAGAAAUAGUUAACAGUAAUGUAAUCUAGCAAAUCCAUAAUGAAAUACAUUCUCUAAUCAAUGUGCACACAUUUUUUAAUAUUUAGCUGCUGCACAGACACUGUAUGAAUUGUUCUCAUUAUAAGACUCUUAAAUGUUAUUUUUAUCAGCAGCCUAAAUAUUCAUUGAUAAUCAAGUGUUGUAUCACUUUAGACUGCAUGAUGUGUAUUGGGGUUCGAAGAUUCAGAAUACUGAGGAAUGAUUUCUGGGCUUUUAAGAUAUGUUUUUAUUUUGUAAUCAUAAUUAUGUAUCCUAUUUCUUAUUUUUGGUCUUUAUUUUAUGGAUUCAUUUAAUCUUUUUUAAUGUAAUUUUUGAACAUCUUUUAACUGUGCACAUUGAUUAAAAGUUAAAAGUUUUGGUCAGGGUUUUUUUCAUUUGACUUUCCCCACAUUGGCAGACGAGUGAUAAAGUGCAUUUUUCUAACAUUUUACAUUUUUGCUGUUUAUGCUGUCAGCUUUUAGUCGUUUAUAAAAUACUUUUGUUAUGGGGAAGGAGAAAUGCGUGAAAAUUUGUUGUCAAUGCUUCAAUUGAAAGUUUUGUUUAUUUGUUUAUGUAAUUAUAGAGCUAAAAUAAUUUUGCAAUUUCUCUGCUUUUAGCUUUUACAUUUUACAUUUUUGCAAGUAGAGCACAUGUGGAUUUAGGUCAGAGUACAAUACGUUACUAUCACAUGCAUGUGACAGAUCUUACUUUUGUCUUGUCUGGGUGAAUAGUUAGCAUUAUACAUAAUGUGUUUUCAUUUGAAGAUGUUCUGAGUUCUGAAAUUCAGUUUAAUUUCUCUUAAGCUGUGUUCUCAUGUUAAAACAGCACAAAUAGUUUUGUUGCUAAAUUAAUUUCAUUUAGCUACUCUUCUAAACACUUGCACGUCUCACUAAAGUGCUAAAAAUUUGCAAGAACCAAAUUGAAAUUAGAUUGUUGGUCACUGCCCUUUUUAUGACCAUACUAGUUUUUGUUAGUUUGUUUUUGUUAAAAAGGGUGAAUGGUAUGUAGCCUAAGUGUUUUAUAUAUCUUUGUUGUCUGUGGACUGGUUUUGCUGCUAAUGUUUGUCUUAGGCUCUGGCUCCUGUAUGAGUUAUUAAACUGGCCCACAUAAAGAUGAUUCCAAUUUGCCAUUGAGAAAAGCUGCUUUUUGCAUUUUUGUAUCUGUAUCUGCCUGACGUUUUCAUAUUUUUGUAAAAUAAAUAUUAGUUUGUAAAA